Messenger RNA from Tauraco erythrolophus (red-crested turaco), 2271 nucleotides. The record is from RefSeq and is a predicted model, not a curated record. NCBI's taxonomy places the organism in Eukaryota, Metazoa, Chordata, Aves, Musophagiformes, Musophagidae.
UGUAUAGAGAGUUUGAGAGAUGUUGUAAAGUCUAAGCAUUAUGUGUGUCUAUGUAUAUGUGCACACAGGAAACCUCGACCUGUCUCUCAGCUGGUUGCACAACAGGUUCCUCAGCAAUUUGUGCCCCCUACGCAAUCAAAGAAAGAGAAAAAAGACAAAGUAGAAAAGGAAAAAAGUGAAAAGGAAACAACAAGCAAAAAGAACAGUCAUAAGAAAACCAGGCCAAGAUUGAAAAAUGUGGAUCGAAGUAGCGCUCAGCAUUUGGAAGUUACCGUUGGAGAUCUGACAGUCAUAAUUACAGACUUUAAGGAGAAAACUAAGUCACCACCUGCUUCCAGUGCUGCUUCUGCAGAUCAACACAGUCAGAGUGGUUCUAGCUCUGACAACACAGAGAGGGGAAUGUCCAGGUCAUCUUCACCCAGAGGAGAAGCGUCAUCACUGAAUGGGGAAUCUCAUUAAAGUUUAUUUCCUCCAGUUUCUUUAGUCUCUUCUCUUCAAAACAUGCAAAUACAUAAAUUCUGUCACCUGUUGCCACAUUUUCAUGACAGACUAUCCAUGCACAAUUGGUAUGUUGAAUGGAACAUAAUUUAUGCAGGUUUAAAAAAAGGAAAAAGUGCAGUGAUAGGAACAAUAAUUUAAAUGCAACCUACAAAUGCUUACAAAGCAUUGUCAGAGCGACUUUUUAAUCUUCAUGUGUAAAGGUGCCAUGAAAAUGUGGUUUGAAUGUUCAUUAUGCAGUGUUAUUGGAAGUCCAUUUUCACUUUUAGUUUAGUGAAUUCUAACACAACUCUUGGAGUCUCUACUAUUGGCAUGUACUGAAUUUAAAUUUUUAUAAUAUAGUUCAAGCUGCCUAAAUAUGUAUUAUUUGAGAAUUGUGAAACAUAGUUAUAUGUAUGCAAGUCAGAGAUCAACUUAAUCAACUAUUGCUGCAACAGAAUUUUCAUAAUAAUUAUCUUCUUAAAAACACCUGCUGGUACUUGGUGUGGUUAAAUAGGAAAAUGUUAUUAAAUAAAACAUUUGUAUGAAUUUUUGCCAAUGUUUGACACAUUUUACUAGAUUACUGUUACUGAAUUAUGUUGAUGGUUUUAUCAAUAUUUUUUCACACUUAAAACACUUAUUGUAAUGUUUACAAGCAAAAUAGAAAACACAUUCUAAGCAUUGAUUGGUUAACCUUACAAUUCAGGUAAAGUACUACAUUGUCACUGUACACUGGUAUUCUAUAUUGUGUAACAAGUAUGGAACCUCAGAUGACUAUGCAUUUGGCAAAAACUAACAUUUGGAAGUAUGAAAAUUUGGGAAAGCUUUAAAAAUAACAGAAGAGCAGUUCUCAAAAAAUUAGCACUGUUUCCUUGCCCCAAAUUGAUCUAGUGUCGUAUAGUCACUUACCAUUUCAUUACAGGAAUAUCAGAUGUUGCACAAGAAUAAGGAAACAACAGUACUAUUAAUUUUUCGUUCCUGAAUCAUUUUCUUUAAUUUUGAUUUGGCCUAUUAGAAUAUAUUAUGUCAAAAAUCAUAUGAAAAAAAACUCACUACCCUACUUUAUGGCAUAAACUGUCAACAUUUACGCACUUAGCAAUAUACUGAUACAGAGCAGAACUAUUUACAAUCCCAUCUGGUAUUGUGUAAAAGUACCAAUAAAAUAUUUUUGUGAAUACAGAUUUUGCAUUUUUGUUUACAACCAAUAAGUGUUUUGAUACACACAUACAAUCCAUCUAUAGAUUUUUAAAUUAUAGAUUCAGGUUCAAUACAAAAGUCCAUUUACCUCUUUUAGUGAGGUAGUCCACUUACACUCCUGUGAUUCUUUUUCCAUUCAAAAUAAAUACAUUUUUAAGCCCAUGUAAAAGUUGGACGGACCUUCCUGAUAGUGAAUCCAGCCCCAAAUUAUUACCAACGUAUGAUAUGUCUUCUUAACAGCUAAAACAAUGGAUUUUUGUAGCCCCUGACAAUUGUGAUGUUUGGUGGUUUCUUGUAGUAAUGUAUUUUUCUGUUUUUAAUGCAGUACUUCUACAGGCACAAUGGUACUGUUCUAUUUUGUAAGAUGCUAGUUGUGAAAUACAGUUAGUUGCAUAAAAUGAAAGUCUGAUGUGAUAUCUGAGAACAUACAUACCUCAUUCCUUGGUGUUGCUGUUUAAACUUUUUAGACAUCAAAUGUUAAUUAUAGGCUAUUUCAGAUUGAUAACUACUGACCUGUUUAUUAUGUAUUCUGCUUUAUCUUACUGAAUAGGAUGUUUGUUCAUUGCCGUUACCCGGCCAAAUCUUAGUAUCUGUAAA